Ascoidea rubescens DSM 1968 is the source of this 1164-nucleotide messenger RNA. RefSeq lists its product as uncharacterized. NCBI's taxonomy places the organism in Eukaryota, Fungi, Ascomycota, Saccharomycetes, Ascoideales, Ascoideaceae. The transcript has a single exon. The record is from RefSeq and is a predicted model, not a curated record. Bases 1 to 1164 code for a protein of 387 amino acids.
AUGUCGUUGAGAAGAUCCAGACCCAAGCAGGUUCUUGUUCACGACGAGCAGGAGCAAAACAGUGAUGAAGCCUCCAUUCCCUUGAGGAGGGCCAGGCCCAAGAAGACAAGGAGAAAGAAGAUAGUGAUACAGUCUCUCCACGAAGGCGAAGCACAGGACAGAGAGAGAGACGUUGCAAAGAACACCCAGAGGGAAAGCAGCUCUGAUACCCAAAAGUUCAGGCUCAAAAAGAGCCAUUUGAAGACCAGCGAGUCCAAGGUCAAGUUCAUUCCCUCCAAAGCUCUUCUGAACUACGAUGCUAUUUCAAUAGACGAUGCCAAUCUGGCCAAUAUUCUUGAUAUUGCCACUAGUGAGCCUGAUAACACGAAUUUCAAGGAUAACAAAGAUGGUGAUGAUGAUGGUGGCGAUAAUGGUAAUGGUGGUGAUAACAAUAACGAUAACGAUAACAAGACUAGUAAAACUUCCACUUACCUAGACUAUCUACGAGAUAAAGACUCAAAUACAAAUCCACUCCAACUAAACAAUCAAGUUCUCAACCAAGAGAUUAUAUUGGCAGGUUCUGAUUUAAGUGACUUUGAAAGAGAAAACAUGAACUACAUAUCUAUUGAAGAGUUCGACAAAUUGGAAUUAAAUCUCAAUGACACUAUAAAUAAAAAGAAAUUUAACAGGAAAUUUAACAAGAAAUUUAACAAGAAAUUUAACAAAAAUUCAUUUGAAGACGAAAGGUUGCCUUUAACAUCCCAAGAACUUGAUCAGCAAAAAAUCAAUAUCAAAAAUGAAAUAAAAAAUUUAAUCGAUCAAGCUGAAAAUGACUCAAACUAUGAUUCUGAUCAAGACCAAGAAAUUUUCGAAUGGCAAUUCAACCAAUUCCAAAAUUCAAAUAGAAAUACUACUAACAAUUCCAUUGAUAAUCCUAUUGAUAACAAUAUUAAUAAUAACCAUAUUAUAGUUUUCCCAAAGAUUAAAAAUUAUCACGUAAUCUCGCUCGAUCAACAUCUAAUUAAACUAAAUAACUUAUAUAAUAAUCUAUCCAAUCUAUCUGGAAAAAAUGAAAAAAUCUUAAAUCAACUUGAACUAAAAAAAAAAGAUAUUCAAUUACAAAAAAGUGAAAUUCAAAACGAUUUGAAAAAAUUGGGCGUUAAAUUUGAAAAUAUCAAAUUAUAA